Gallus gallus (chicken) is the source of this 3309-nucleotide messenger RNA. It is a transcript of the gene GHRHR-LR, whose product is annotated as growth hormone releasing hormone receptor. Gene Ontology annotation, molecular function: vasoactive intestinal polypeptide receptor activity; G protein-coupled peptide receptor activity; peptide hormone binding. The transcript has 13 exons. The record is from RefSeq and is a predicted model, not a curated record. NCBI's taxonomy places the organism in Eukaryota, Metazoa, Chordata, Aves, Galliformes, Phasianidae. The coding region runs from base 17 to 1351 and encodes 444 amino acids. Gene Ontology annotation, biological process: adenylate cyclase-modulating G protein-coupled receptor signaling pathway; cell surface receptor signaling pathway. Gene Ontology annotation, cellular component: plasma membrane.
GGGAGAAGAGGGGAGGAUGCUGCGGAGGAUGCGAAGUUUGUGCUGGUUGCUGCUGCUGCCGCUGGUCGUGGGAAUCCAUCCAGAAUGCAAGAUAUUCCAGCAGGUGGUGAAAGAAGAGGCACUCUGCUUAGAAAGGAACGAAUCUGCUUCACCUGAUCUUAAAGGAUGCGCCAGAGAUUGGGAUGGUCUCAGCUGUUGGCCCAGAGCUGCUUUGGGGGAAAUUGUUAAAAUUCCUUGUCCAAGAUUUUUUGAAGAAAUCACCAAUAUCCAUGGCUUCCUUCAGAGAAACUGCACACAGGAGGCAUAUUGGUCAGAACCAUUCCCAUCAUAUGCUGUUGCCUGUGGAUUUGAUGAAGGUUCCAGCAAAGGUCCUGAGGAUCAGAAAUCAUAUUAUUCUGCAUUUUGGCGUGUCUACACUGCUGGCUAUGCAGCAUCAGUGACUUCACUCAUUACAGCUCUAAUUGUCUUUGCUGCCUUCAGAAAAUUCCACUGUACACGGAAUUACAUCCAUAUGCACCUGUUUGUCUCCUUUAUCCUGCGAGCAAUUGCUGUUUUCACCAAAGAUGCUGUUUUGUUUGCAGAUGAAACUAUGGACCACUGCCUGAUGUCAACGGUAGCUUGUAAGGCUGCAGUGGCAUUCUUCCAGUUCAGUAUUUUAGCCAAUUUCUUCUGGCUUCUUAUUGAAGGAAUAUACCUUCAGACACUGCUUUUGCUGACCUUUGUUUCGGACAAGCAAUACGUGUGGUGGUUCAUCUUUGCUGGCUGGGGAGCUCCUACUGCUGUGAUGCUUACUUGGGUCCUCACAAGACUCCAUCAACAAAACACAGGAUGUUGGGAUGAUGACGAAAAUGGAGUGGUGUUAUGGAUCAUCAAGGGCCCCAUUCUGUUAACUGUGUUGAUUAACUUCAUUAUAUUUAUUAAUGUCAUCAGAAUUCUAGUCCAUAAAUUGAAAUCUCAAGAAGGUGGGGGGAGCAAUUCAAGCCACUUUGUGAGACUUGCUAAAUCUACGUUGCUCUUGAUCCCACUCUUUGGAGUGCACUACAUCGUAUUUGCGUUUUUCCCAGAAAGCACUGGUUUGGAAGCUCGACUUUACAUUGAGCUAGGCUUGGGCUCCUUUCAGGGCUUUUUUGUUGCACUUCUAUAUUGCUUCUCAAAUGCGGAGGUUCAAAGUGAACUCAAGAAGCAGCUGUGCAAAUGGCGGUAUCAAGAAUACCUGAGCUUCACACACAAACAGGGGACUGUGUCCAGAGAAAACAGUCCAGUCAACUAUGUAACUCAGUUAUCACUGCUUGAAAAAAACAGUCCAAAAAGGAAAACAUCUGCCUACCAGAAUGGUGUAACUUCUGUUUGAACUUAUCUAGCAGGCCGAGUUGCUGUGAAUGCACUAAGACAUGGCUGGUUUGGAUUCUUCAUGGCUUUCAAAGAUUCAGUCAGUCACAGAAUAACUUGUGUUGGAGGGGACCUUAAAUAUCAUCUAGUUCCAAUCCCCCUGCCAUGAGCUCAUUGCCAGCCACAAGAUUAGGCUGCCCAGGGACCCAUCCAACCUGGCCUUGGGCACCUUCAGGGAUGGGGCACUUUCUGGACAGCAGUGCCAGGGCCUCACUGCCCUUUGAGUAAAGAAUUUCUUCCUAACAUCUGACUUAAAUCUUUCCUCCUUUAGUUUAAAGCCAUUCCCACUUGUCCUGUCACUAUCAAGUUGCAUAUGAAAGUCAGUCCCCCUCCUGUUUAUAUGCUCCCUUCAAGUACUGAAGGCUGCGCUGAGGUCUCCCUGGAGCAUUCUCUUCUCCAGGCUGAACAAGCCCAACUCCCUCAGCCUUUCUUCACAGCAGAGGUGCUGCAGCUUUCAUCACCUUCAUGGUAUCCUCUGGACCAAUUCCAUGUACUCCAACUCACUCCAACAGCUUCCCAUAGCAUCAACAGAUUUCUGAAAAUUUCCCAUCCUGAAUGUGAGCUGCUUUUCUCACCUGGUACAUAUUAACAUCACAACUCUUGUUCCCACUCUCCCUAAACACACAAAAUCCCGUUUCUUUUCGUUGUUAUUGUGAAACGAGAGACCUAUAGCUCCUGGGCAUCAAUAGAAUAACACUCAAAUCAAAGAAGCUACGUUCAUUUCUUUCAAGUUCAGCACUUUUGUCACAUCUUUGCCAGUGUUUCCUGAAAUUUCCAGUUUUCAGCAGUUCUGUAAUUAAUCUUCAUUUGAAAGAGUUAUAGAGUGGCAAUGGCUUGCAAACAAUUACAUUAUCUGCUUGUUGUUGUUGUUGUUUUUUUCUUUUGUGCCUGUACAAUGGAGAGAUUAAGUCAGGCCAGAGGACCCCAAACCUUCUCCAUGACAAAAGCUGAAGUAACUGAAGAUUAGAAAGAUUAUGUGUGUACAAAGGAAGAACACACAGCGAACCUUAGGCAAUAUCCCAGCUGGUCUACCUUGAGCUCAGAAUAAUUUACAAACCUUGUGUUUGAUCCUCUUGUAGCUGCAAUAAACCUUAUGUUGUAAUAUCCUUGAGGGUUAGCUGGAUCCAUCAAUUAAAUCCACAGAUAAACUGUGUUUUUGCGAGUUUUUGGGCCCUCCUUCGGAGGAUGAACUGAUCUUCUGUGAUUGCUGUGUUGAUUUCACUUCUGCCUGCCAUUUCUCAGCUCAUUACCACUCCAAUUAAGAAUGUUUUUGAGGUCAGAAGUGAUGCAGAGUAUGGUCUAAUAAAUCAGGUCAAAUUAACGCUGUGCUAAUAUCACUACAUCACCUCCAGGGUGGCCUUUCUUCUUCUGUGGGACUGAGUUGGGCUCUACAUCAAACUCUCCAAAGCAGCGUACAAAAGGUAUACAGAACACAUCUGUAGCUUAUUACAAGGUAGGACCAUUCCCAAAAGUGCCUGCAUCCAAUCUUGAAAGCACUGCUAGAGAUUCUAGCCAUUCAAGUACAGGCUACACAUUCCAUGAGCUGGAAUAUCGGUUUAGCCUCAAAAAGUAGAGCUCUCGUCCCUUUUUGUUGUUUGACUGAACUCUUGGUUAUUUUGGCUAGGAGACAUUUGACUUUGUGGAAAACUCCUGAUUUUUUGCUUCAUCUUUAGCCUCAAGGCUACAGCAGAGACAAAUGCUUCUAUACACAUAAUGCAGACCGCUCCUUUAUUGCUUAGGCAUGUAACUCCUCGUUCCCAAUGAAUCACAUGCCUUGCACAAGGUGUUACCUCGUCUGUUCUGAUCACGCUAUUAGUUUUGCUUGUAAAAGUGAACCUUGCUCCCAUGAUAAGUGCAUGGUGUAGCAUCGUGAUUUGAACACAGCUGUGUAAUUUACAUCUAUAAAAUAUAAGUGAUAAU